AUGAGGUUGAUGUGGGCUGAUUCGGAUAGCGACAGCGACCUCGAAACAAUAUGUGUCACCGACACACCGAGGUCUGAUGUUGCAGACCCAUUCGAGGCCGAGUCGCACGAGUCUUCCCCGCAGACAAGUAACAAUGAAGUUGAGGCUGAGUCAUUGGUGCCUUCUGAACAGCCGGGAAUAUCUCCGUUUUCCUCAGCGGAGAAUUAUGGCAUGGUCGUGGCGCUUGAGCUGCACAACUUCAAGAGCUACCGAGGCACAGUUCGCAUUUGUGAGUUCAGGAAGUUCACCGCCAUCAUCGGGCCCAACGGAUGCGGGAAGUCGAAUCUGAUGGACGCUAUAUCGUUUGUGUUAUGCGUUAGUUCGACGGUAUUGCGAGGGUUGAAUUUGAAGGACCUCAUUUACAAGCCUGGCGACUCUUCUGCCGAGCCUGUUGCGGAGGCUUACGUCUCUCUCACAUUGAAUGGCGCGAAUCGGCUCGUUGUUUUUAAACGCCAGAUCACCCAGGCAGGCGCGGUGAACUACUAUGUGGACGCUGCAUCGGUUUCGUUCAAGCAGUACAAGGAGAGCCUGCGUGAGUACCGCAUCAACACUUUGGGGUCUACGGGGUUGAUUUUUCAGGGUGCUGUGAAUGACAUCGCAGCGCGUUCCCCGGUUGAGUUGACGCGUUUGUUCGAGACGAUAAGUGGCUCUUCUUUGUACGCCAAGCCCUACAGCUACAUCAAGGAGAAGCUUGAGCGCAGGCGUGUGGAGUAUCGCGAUCUUGUGUCACGUAAGCGAACUCUCCAGCAGGAGUUGCGGCAGUAUCGCAGCAUGGUAACAAAAGGAAUCGACUACGAAGAGGUGUUGUCGCGGUACAAGCACGCUGAAGCGCGCAAGCAUGCGUGCGAAUUCCGCCUGCAUGAAGUCAAGUUCUCCACGCACAAGUCGGAGUACCUGCUUCUGUGCCAGCGGGCUGCCGAGUUGAACGAGCGCUGGUCGACGAUGCAGGCUAAAAGAGACGACCUUGAGCGGCAGCGGGCGGCACUGUACUUCGAGCAGGGGCAAUUGCACAGGACUAUACAGGAUAAGCAGCGUGUGCUCUUGUCCAAGAAGGAGUCUAUGAGCGAGUACUACGAGCAGAAGUCUAGUUUAGAACAGCGGAUUUCCGAGUUCGACUCUUUACGCCAGUCGAUUGAGAAAGACGUUGACAAUUUGCAGCGUGAGCAUGAAGAGCUGUGCUCACACGAAAAUCAGCUGUGCAAUGAAAUCGACGCAUUAUCUGCCGAGCUUGAGGGUUUAAAUACCACGUCGUUGUCAUUGACUCCGUCGCAACGUACGAAAUAUGAGACUUUGCUGCAGAUCUUCAACAAGAUCACUUCCGCCAUUCGGGUUAAACUGAAUAUCGGGCGUGCAAAGUUGACCGCUUUGUCCUCUGACGGCGACAAUAUUCGGGCAGAGCUGGAUUCGCUGAACAAGUACCACGCCAAGCUUGUGGAGGCUGCCAAGCCCCAUGCGGGCAUGUACGACGGUUUGUGCACGCGUCUUCGUGAGACGCAGGACUCUAUGGAGCUCCUUUCCAUGACCCAGUCGCGGCUUGAGCAUGAGCGUUCGCAAGUGUCCUCACGGCGCACAGCGCUGCAGGAGGAGAAGACGGCUCUUGACGAGAAUCUUAAAACGCUGAAUGUGGCCAAGGUGGAGUACCGCCAGAUUCUGAGACGUAGAAAUUAUACGCAGGAACUCAUGUCAGCAAUACCUGGCGUGCAUGGUGAGGUUAUAUCGCUCUGUGAAAUCACUAACGCGUGUUACCACGAUGGGAUAAUGGCCGCGCUUAAUACCCGCAGUCAUAUGAUUGUGACGGACGAUAUGUCUGCCAUCAAAGCCUGCAUCAAAAAGCUGUGCGCUGAUCGUGUUUACAAACGUGACUUUCUGCCGUUGGACUCUCUCAAGCAUAGUAAGUUGGAUCAACGUAAGCGCAUAUCCGACCUGCUUCGUAUGCGCGGCGUACGCGUGCAGUACACGUUCGCCAUUGACUGUUUGGUUUUCCAGCGCCAGUACGGUUCUCUGUUCGAGCAUCUGAUUGGUGACACCGUGGUGGUUCAGACUCUUGACGACGCCGAGGUUUUAAUAUCGGCUGACGUCGGCAGCUCCAUGAGUUUCAAUGUAGUAACGCAGAAGGGCCAAGUGAUUACCCGUGACCGCACAAUUAUCCUCGAUUCCGCCGUGUAUACGAAAAAAUCGCAUCUUGAAUUAGAGCUGGCGGAAUUCGGUCGCCUCACACUCAAAUCGGAGCGCCUUGACCAGGAUAUUCACGUUUUAACGAAGAGGCUCACCGGCAUUGAGAAUGAGUUGCAGGAUACCAUCGGCCGAAUACAGAAGCAUCGCAGGGCUUCUGAGCUUCUGAAAAUGAAGGUGGAUUUCGCUCAGCGCCAGAAGCAGGCCUCUGAUCAGCAGUUGCGCAACUCGGAAACCAAGAUCGAAGCCGUCCGGUCGAAGCUGUCCGCUGCACAAGACGAAAUCGAUAAGAUGCGUGCAGAGACGGCCAAGGAUGAGGCUGUUUUGAUUGGGUUGCAGCAGACUCAUUUCGAGGACCUAAACGACGAGUUGGGCGUUGACGUGCACGGGGUUCUGAAUUCGCGUCAGGAAUCCGCUGUCCGUAUCGAGUCCAAUCUGGAGCGCAAGCGUGCCCUAUUAACUCGCUGUGAACGUGACAAGGUUGAAAUCGAGAAUCGCAUUGAGGACAUGCGUGAAAGCGUUCUUGCUGACGUGGUAGCGCAGCACCAGAGCGCCCUUGCUGAGUUGCAUACACUUUUGAAAAGCAAUCAAACACUUUAUCGCGAAGUUGACGCUUUGGAACGUGACCUGGCAUCAGAUCGCGAGAAGUUUGAUUCCUUGUCACGGCAGAUCGAGAGUUGCCAUGAGCGUAUCAAGUUUGUUCAGUACGACCGCGAUUACGGCAUUGACCACGCACGGCCUUCUGAUGGGAACGCGACAACUGAUGUCAAUGACCCUAACGGUGGUGACAUUGAGAUGCUAUCUGGAGAUGAGGGGUAUGUCGUUGGCUCAGGAGAUGAUGGUAGAAGUUCGGGCACUGGUCGCGUGGUCCCGCUCAGCGAAUCCAAGGAAGCAGUAGCCUCUCAGCUGUUAACGCUGGUGGGUACAAUGCGCAAUCUACAACGCCAAGCGAUCCAAUUGGUCGAAGACUGUCGUCUGCGGAAUGUAGAAUGCAAGAUAGAGGUGCCGGAGUCACUCACCAGCGCGUCCUCCGAUUUCGUGACCGAUUUUCCUCAGCUGGUCACCACCGAUUUGAUAGAAGGCGUAGCCGACAAUGAAGCAGGCCUUGAAGAUUUCAUUAAAUGUUUAGAAGAGCAAAUGCAGUCACUGCGCAAGAGUCUUGGGGCAUCUCGUGCCUGUGACGAUGCAGAAGUGCGCCUGAAACGAACGCAGGUAGACAUCGAUCACCUGGAUGCCGAAAUGGCGUCCGCCAAGUCAGAAAGCGCCAGCUUGGAAUCCGACUUCGAGCGUAUCAAGAAAGAACGUACAAGUCUAUUCAUGAACUGUUUCCAGAGCGUUAAGGCCCUGGUGGGUCCAAUUUAUCGCAGCCUUUCAGCUCAGGACGAUACUGACGAGAUGAGCGGCGGUUCUGCGUUUUUGACGUUGGAUGACGACGUCUCCGGCAGCGUGUCUGAGCCUUUCCUAUGCAGCAUCCGAUACAACACGAUGCCGCCCAUGAAGAAGUUCUUGGACCUGAGUCUGCAGAGCGGUGGAGAGAGGGCCGUUUCUUCCCUCGCGCUUCUGUUGGCCCUUCACAGCUUCAGGCGCUCCCCGUUCGUGGUAUUUGACGAGAUUGACGCGAACUUGGAUAACGUAAAGGUGCAGAGUUUGGUGUCGUUUUUGCAGCGCAGCGCAUUCCAGGUGAUCAUCAUAUCGCUGAAGGCGCGACUUUUUUCCCGCGCCGACAUGCUGGUAGGCGUGUACUCACGCCACGAAAGCGCAUCGUCUAACUGCGUCGUGCUGAACCUAGAAGACUACGGAUAUUCCAGCGAGGCCAAUUCCGCUGUUGCCGCUAAUGGCAAUGUAAUGUAG
Babesia ovata is the source of this 4062-nucleotide messenger RNA. RefSeq names its product structural maintenance of chromosome 1. Gene Ontology annotation, biological process: sister chromatid cohesion. Bases 1 to 4062 code for a protein of 1353 amino acids. Gene Ontology annotation, cellular component: chromosome; cohesin complex; nucleus. Lineage: Eukaryota; Apicomplexa; Aconoidasida; Piroplasmida; Babesiidae. The transcript has a single exon. The record is from RefSeq and is a predicted model, not a curated record. Gene Ontology annotation, molecular function: ATP binding; DNA binding; protein binding.